Molecule: messenger RNA, 783 nt
Organism: Ichthyophthirius multifiliis
Lineage: Eukaryota; Ciliophora; Oligohymenophorea; Hymenostomatida
Product: zinc carboxypeptidase family protein, putative
Exons: 3
Biological process (GO): proteolysis
Molecular function (GO): zinc ion binding; metallocarboxypeptidase activity
Source: RefSeq, a predicted model, not a curated record
UAUAAUAAAUCAGGCUUUCGAAGAAAAAAUCCAGAAGAUGAAAAUUAGGAAAAUCUUCCUUUAUCUGAUUUCUUCUAUACUCUUAAAUUUUCAUACACGUUCCAAAAUUAAGGCGAUAGAGUAUUAUUUUCUUUCUAAAAACCAUAUACGUUUGCAGAUUUAGUAAAUUUUGUGGAAAAGAUGGAAAAUAUAUUAAAAAAAAUGCAGAAUUCAGUUGAUGAAUUUAACUAAAAAACACGAUCUUUGACAAUUAUUACUGAAAAUAUUUUCUAUAAAAAGGAGAACGUGGGAGGAUCUAGGCUAGGUUUGGCUAUUUAUUUAAUAGAAAUUUCAGCAAGUAAAAAAAUUAAAUAAAUACUGCCAUACGAUAGAAGAAAAAUAAUAUUUAUUAUUGCUAGAUAGCAUCCAGCAGAAACACCAAGUUCAUUAAUAGUUUAAGGAUUAAUCGAAUAUUUAUUAUCAGAUGACAUUGCAGCUUAAAAAUUAAGAGAAAUCUUUAUUUUUAAAAUAGCUCCAAUGAUAAACCCAGAUGGAGUUUCAGUAGGAAAUACAAGAACAAAUAUAUCAGGAAGUGAUUUAAAUAGAUAAUGGGAUAAUCCAUCAGAGAGCUUAGAUCCUGAAAUUUUCUAUUUAAAAUAAUAUAUGAUAAAAUACUGUUUUAGAAAAGAGAUAUAUUUUUUUUUAGAUAUUCACGCUUCAAGUACCUAAAAGAAUUGUUUUAUGUUCGGUUGUGAAUAAGCUAAUGUAAAAUCUAUCCACGGCAAGGGCUAUAGUCUAGAAUGA